This is a messenger RNA of Caenorhabditis angaria, 1084 nucleotides long. The record is from the annotation of a GenBank genome assembly. Lineage: Eukaryota; Metazoa; Nematoda; Chromadorea; Rhabditida; Rhabditidae.
AUGUUGCGAACACUGACCUCAAACUCUAACAAAUAUGUCGAGGAUAUCUAUGCGCUUUUCGUCAGCAACAAUUCGGUUGUCUCAAUUGGACAAUGUUAUAUUCGUUUUAUUGAUGAUUAUUUCGGCAUCUUCAAUUGAAAAAUUUGUCAACCAAAUCAAGUGUUCUCCAAUCCAAAACUUGCACACCUAAAAACACAAGACGGACAGCAUGUGAGUUAAUUUAAAAAAAGGUAUCGUAAGAUUCAUAAUUUUUAUCCAUACAAUUGAGCUAGAUUUAAAAAUCGGGAAUUCGCAGUGGCUACGAAACUACGAUUCAUCAUUUUUAUCCAUUAAAUUUAGAUAACAAAUCUAAUCUUUUGGAGCCAAAGUUCGUGAUUUUCAUUCGAGCGGGUAGCUAAUAAAAAUUCCCGCCCUAAUGAAAAUAACUUUCAAUUAUUCACAAAUACAAAACCAAUUUUCGAAUAAUAAAUUAAUUGAAUCUUUUUUUCAGAUCAAUCAACAAUUCAAAGAGAUCGAGCAAAAUUUGUUGGUAAGUUUUUGAAUUUUUAUGAAAAUUGGCAUGAAUUUCUGGAAUUGUAAUUUGAAACUGAUAAAUAAUUAUUUUUCUUAAUUUUUUUAAUUGAAAAUCUUGAAAAAUGGUUGAUUUUAUCAGUUCCAAAUUGGAAUUUCAGCGGAGAUGCGGAAGCUAUGCCCAAUUUUUGAAUUUUUAUUCAAAAACUUUGAAAUUCGAAUAAUUCAAUCUUUUUUUUCAGAUCAAUCAACAAUCCGAAGUUAUCGAGCAACAAUUCAAAGUGAUCGACCAAAAUUUGUUGGUAAGUUUUUGAAUUUUUAUGAAAAUUGGCAUGAAUUUCUGGAAUUGUAAUUUGAAACUGAUAAAUAAUUAUUUUUCUUGAUUUUUUUAAUUGAAAAUCUUGAAAAAUGAUUGAUUUUAUCAGUUCCAAAUUGGAAUUUCAGUGGAGAUGCGGAAGCUAUGCCCAAUUUUUGAAUUUUUAUUCAAAAACUUUGAAUUUUUCAGAGCGAUUUGCUGCCAAUUUACCACGGAUAUUUUGCAGUUCGAAACUUUAUCAUCGCCUUCGAUUCUUAG